CAUUGGUUUCUGCGGAGACAUUCAUUGCUUCGUCAUUCUAAUUUUGCUUUGGAAGUGCACUCUCAGGGAGAUAGGGAGACUGAAACGGAGAGAGAGGGACGAAGACGAAGCCAUGGACGGUGGAGCACAGUACAAUCCUCGCACGGUGGAAGAGGUUUUUAGGGAUUUCAAGGGAAGAAGAGCUGGACUUAUAAAAGCCCUUACCACCGACGUUGAAGAUUUCUACAACCAAUGUGAUCCUGAGAAGGAGAAUUUGUGCUUGUAUGGUUAUCCUAGUGAGCAGUGGGAAGUAAAUUUACCUGCUGAAGAAGUUCCUCCCGAACUUCCAGAGCCUGUGCUGGGCAUAAACUUUGCUAGGGAUGGCAUGCAGGAAAAAGACUGGUUAUCUUUAGUUGCUGUCCACAGUGAUGCGUGGUUACUUGCAAUUGCUUUCUAUUUUGGAGCUAGAUUUGGGUUUGAUAGAGCUGACAGAAAACGACUUUUCAAUAUGAUUAAUGAACUACCAACAAUAUUUGAAGUUGUUACGGGUACAGCAAAGAAACAAAUUAAGGAGAAGUCUUCAGGUUCAAAUCACAGUGGCAGUAAAUCAAAGUCCAACUCUAAAGCGCGAGGUUCAGAAUCUGUGGGAAAGCAUUCAAAGGCAAUACAAUCAAGAGACGAGGAAGAAGGACUGGAUGAAGUAGAUGAAGAUGAACAUGGAGAGACUUUGUGUGGGGCAUGUGGUGAGAAUUAUGGUACUGAUGAAUUCUGGAUUUGUUGUGACAUCUGCGAAAACUGGUUCCAUGGGAAAUGUGUGAAGAUCACCCCAGCUAGGGCAGAGCAUAUCAAGCAAUACAAAUGCCCAUCAUGCAGUAACAAGAGAGCCCGUCCCUGACUAAAGCAAGGUUCCUUCGCUGACUAGCGUUGGAGUCUUCAAUUGCUCAAGCUUAUCUACCUUCCUUAGAUGCAGUCAGUAGUUUCUGGGUUUCACUUGUUGAGAUUUUCUUGUGUAGUCUGUAGGAUUGCCUGUGGAGGUCUAGAUUUUGAUUCCUUUGUGGCUGUUAAUCUGUAAUUGUCACGGAAGUGUUGUUAACUAGGGAAAGUGAAAUCUUUUCCAAGUUUGACAGGAAAUCAGUUUAAUGAUACUGAAAUUUAUUUGUAACUUA
This is a messenger RNA of Prosopis cineraria, 1145 nucleotides long. Its product is annotated as PHD finger protein ALFIN-LIKE 4-like. The record is from RefSeq and is a predicted model, not a curated record. Gene Ontology annotation, molecular function: histone binding; transcription cis-regulatory region binding; transcription coregulator activity. The transcript has 5 exons. Gene Ontology annotation, biological process: regulation of DNA-templated transcription. Lineage: Eukaryota; Viridiplantae; Streptophyta; Magnoliopsida; Fabales; Fabaceae. Gene Ontology annotation, cellular component: nucleus. The coding region runs from base 113 to 874 and encodes 253 amino acids.